Messenger RNA from Miscanthus lutarioriparius, 333 nucleotides. The record is from the annotation of a GenBank genome assembly. Lineage: Eukaryota; Viridiplantae; Streptophyta; Magnoliopsida; Poales; Poaceae.
AUGUCGCUGAAGAUUUGGAGGUAUGGGAAGGAAUUCUCUCUUUUGAAUGAACAAAAUGUUGUUAUCAUUCCUGAAGCUAUUUUCUCGCUGUGUGCUGGUUUUUCAUCAUCAGCAAUUAAUUCAUCAGAUGUAUUGCAACUGUUUGGUGAUUGUAAAAUUUAUUCCAAGAUGUCUCUUGAGGACGAUAAUUGGGUUCUUAAAGAUGAACUACCCUACUCUGUGGAAGCUUUAUCAGAAAUCACUCUGGAUACUCGUACCAAGGUGCUUCACUUAUUGUUCUCAGUUGCUCUGCUAUUAGCACUUGUGAAUGUUAAAAAACACUUUGCUUGGUAG